GGGGCGGAGGAGGGCGACGCCGCUUCCGCCCGGCGCCAAGAUGGCGGCGCCCUUUGUCUGGUCCGUGUCACGGUGAGCGCCGCCGGGCCCGGCAUGGCAGAAUCAGUUCCUGGAAAUGAGGACAGACUCCCCUUUGCAGAGACUGAAAGGAGCAGGGCUGCUUUGUUCCCCGAGCUGACACGCAGGAAGGGAGAUGACGGAUGGCUGCGUAGAGACUGAGCUGAGCACUGGGAAAGGGGAAUACUCUGAAGGAGAGCCACAACCAUCUCGCCCGCAGACCCGGUCCUCUGGAUAUCUCCACUCCUUGCAGCACAGGGCCAUGGAUUUCCCCCAGCACAGCAAACAAGUGCUGGAGCAGCUGAACCAGCAGCGGCAGCUGGGCUUGCUGUGUGACUGCACCUUCGUGGUGGACGGCAUCGACUUCAAGGCCCACAAAGCCGUGCUGGCGGCCUGCAGCGAGUACUUCAGGAUGCUCUUCGUCGACCAGAAGGACGUGGUGCACCUCGACAUCAGCAACGCAGCAGAACUGUGUGGCUGAGCGCUGAGAGGGUGUUUCUGGUUGCGUCGCCUCCCUUGCAGGCCUGGGCCAGGUUCUGGAGUUCAUGUACACGGCUAAGCUAAGCCUAAACCCUGACAACGUGGAAGAUGUGUUGGCCGUGGCGGGUUUCCUCCAGAUGCAGGAGAUUGUCAGCGCUUGCAAUGCUCUCAAGUCCCUCACUGCACCAGCAGAGAGCCCCCAGCCCCCUGCCGAGCUCGCAGCUGAUAAAGUGACCAUCGAGGACAAGCCAUCGGUAGCAGAAGCAGGGGGCGAUCAUGACAAACCCAAACUGGUUCCUCCUGACCUGGAGGGGAAGGAAGAGCCUCCCAAGGCACAGACAGAGCAACUGGGUGCCCACGAAGGGGCAGAUGCUGCCACACGAGAGGGUCCCAGCACCGCAGGUCCUGGCUGCCCGGAGAGCGUGGUCAGCAGCAGCAGCCCCGCAGUGAAGGGCAGCAUCUCUCAGGGCACUGAAGCAGGAGGUGUGUUGAGGAGCGAGGGUGAUGAGCUGGAAGGGAAGGAAGAAGAGGGGGAAAUGACAGCAGAGGAGGAAGAGGAGGCCAAAAUUCCUGAGGAAGAGCAGCCCCGGUUGGAAAACGGAGAAACCGCCGAGGACAACGAAUCCGGGAGCACCGACUCCGGGCAGGAAAACUCGGGAGAAUCCCGCCUGCUGCGUUCAGGAACUUACAGCGACAGGACCGAGUCCAAAGCCUACGGCUCCAUCACACACAAGUGUGAGGACUGCGGGAAGGAGUUCACCCACACCGGCAACUUCAAGCGCCACAUCCGCAUCCACACGGGCGAGAAGCCCUUCUCCUGCAGGGAGUGUAACAAAGCCUUCUCCGACCCGGCCGCUUGCAAAGCCCACGAGAAGACCCACAGCCCGCUGAAGCCGUACGGCUGCGAGGAGUGCGGGAAGAGCUACCGGCUCAUCAGCCUCCUGAACCUGCACAAGAAGCGGCACACGGGGGAGGCCAAGUACCGCUGCGACGACUGCGGCAAGCUCUUCACCACCUCGGGCAACCUGAAGCGGCACCAGCUGGUGCACAGCGGGGAGAAGCCCUACCAGUGCGACUACUGCGGGCGCUCCUUCUCCGACCCCACCUCCAAAAUGCGCCACCUCGAGACCCACGACACCGACAAGGAGCACAAGUGUCCCCACUGCGACAAGAAGUUCAACCAGGUGGGGAAUUUGAAGGCUCACUUGAAGAUUCACAUCGCGGAUGGGCCGCUCAAGUGUCGGGAGUGCGGGAAGCAGUUCACCACUUCAGGGAACCUCAAGCGGCACCUGCGGAUCCACAGCGGGGAGAAGCCCUAUGUCUGUGUCCACUGCCAGCGCCAGUUCGCCGACCCCGGGGCGCUGCAGCGGCACGUCCGCAUCCACACGGGGGAGAAGCCGUGCCAGUGCUUGAUCUGCGGGAAAGCCUUCACCCAGGCGAGCUCCCUCAUUGCCCACGUGCGGCAGCACACGGGGGAGAAGCCCUACGUCUGCGAGCGCUGCGGGAAGAGGUUCGUGCAGUCGAGCCAACUGGCCAACCACAUCCGCCACCACGACAACAUCCGGCCCCACAAGUGCACUGUCUGCAACAAAGCCUUUGUCAACGUGGGCGACCUCUCCAAGCACAUCAUCAUCCACACUGGGGAGAAGCCGUUCCUGUGUGAUAAGUGUGGUCGGGGCUUCAACCGGGUGGACAACCUGCGCUCCCACGUGAAGACCGUGCACCAGGGCAAGGCUGGGAUCAAAAUCCUGGAGCCGGAGGAAGGCGACGAGGUCAACAUCGUCACGGUGGCUUCCGAUGACAUGGUGACAUUGGCCACCGAGGCGCUGGCUGCCACCGCUGUCACCCAGCUCACAGUGGUGCCGGUGGCGGCCGCCGUGACCGCGGACGAGACCGAAGCGCUUAAAGCCGAGAUCACCAAAGCAGUGAAGCAAGUGCAGGAGGCGGAUCCCAACACCCAGAUCCUUUACGCCUGCGAUUCCUGCGGGGAGAAGUUCCUGGACGCCAGCAGCCUGGCGCAGCACGUCCGCAUCCACACGGCUCAGGCGCUCGUCAUGUUCCAGGCCGACACGGACUUUUACCAGCAGUACGGCCCCGCCGGCGCCUGGCACACGGAGCAGGUCAUUCCCGCUGGAGAGCUGCUCUUCCGCACCCGGGAUGCUGCCCCCGAGCCCCCCCCGGCCCCUUUGGGUCCCCAACCUGCGGCUGGAGAGGGGCAGCCCCCCCCCGAGUGACCCCGACACCCCCCACCUCCCCCUUCGCCUUUAUUUAAGAGACAGUGCUGGGAAUGGGUGUAAAAAGUGGAUUUCGGGAAGGAGACGGAAUAAAUGGCAAUAUUUUCUAA
This is a messenger RNA of Strigops habroptila (Kakapo), 2881 nucleotides long. RefSeq names its product zinc finger and BTB domain containing 17 (gene ZBTB17). Gene Ontology annotation, biological process: regulation of transcription by RNA polymerase II. Gene Ontology annotation, cellular component: nucleus. The record is from RefSeq and is a predicted model, not a curated record. The coding region runs from base 603 to 2771 and encodes 722 amino acids. Lineage: Eukaryota; Metazoa; Chordata; Aves; Psittaciformes; Psittacidae. Gene Ontology annotation, molecular function: protein binding; RNA polymerase II cis-regulatory region sequence-specific DNA binding; DNA-binding transcription factor activity, RNA polymerase II-specific. The transcript has 17 exons.